Molecule: messenger RNA, 1299 nt
Organism: Sclerotinia sclerotiorum 1980 UF-70
Lineage: Eukaryota; Fungi; Ascomycota; Leotiomycetes; Helotiales; Sclerotiniaceae
Exons: 5
Coding region: 1-1299 (432 amino acids)
Biological process (GO): proteolysis
Molecular function (GO): cysteine-type endopeptidase activity
Source: RefSeq, a predicted model, not a curated record
AUGGAGGUUAUGGACCACCACCACCACACCAGCAGUACCCGCCCCAACCCUACUACCCGUAGGAUGAAUUUCUUCCUCCCCAAUGCAAUUCACAUGGACUCUCACUUACUCUACUAUAGACCUCAGCCAGGAUAUGGAGCUCCUCCCCCUCAAGGAGGCUACGGAUAUCCCCAGCCUCCGCCUCCACAACAACCUUACGGAUAUUCUCAACCCCCUCCUCAACAAUACGGCGGAUACAAUGGUGUGCCUCCUAACGCGCCACAGUACGGUAGACCAGGAAUGCCCUCGGUCAACUCAAACGCCUAUAUAAAUGGCAAUCAGAAUGCUCCACCACCACCGCCACAGGGAAUGCACUCGUUUGGACAAGGCGCUCCUCAAAAUUAUGCCUUCCAAUAUUCUAAUUGCACGGGGAGACGAAAAGCACUCCUAAUAGGUAUCAAUUAUUUCGGUCAGCGUGGUCAAUUGCGUGGAUGUAUCAACGACGUCAAGAACAUGUCAUCAUAUUUGCAUGAAAACUUCGGAUAUCAGCGCGAUGAUAUGGUUAUUCUCACGGACGAUCAGCAAAACCCAAUGAGUCAGCCCACUAAACAAAAUAUAUUACGAGCCAUGCAUUGGUUAGUGAAGGAUGCUCGACCGAAUGAUUCGUUAUUCUUCCAUUAUUCCGGACAUGGUGGUCAAACGAAGGACUUGGACGGCGACGAAGAAGAUGGUUACGAUGAAGUUAUUUACCCGGUCGAUUUCAGACAGGUCGGACAUAUUGUCGACGACGAGAUGCACAGAAUCAUGGUUCAACCUCUGCAGCCUGGUGUUCGGUUGACCGCAAUCUUCGACUCUUGUCAUUCUGGAACUGCGCUCGACUUGCCAUAUGUUUACUCCACCCAAGGAGUUCUCAAAGAACCAAACCUUGCCAAAGAAGCAGGUCAAGGUCUUCUCGGUGUUAUUUCUUCUUACAGUCAAGGUGAUAUGAGUGGUGUUGCAAGUAAUUUGAUGGGAUUUUUCAAGAAAGCGACAACCGGAGACGAUGCUUACAACAAGACUUUGGCUACUAAAACAUCACCGGCUGAUGUGGUCAUGUGGUCCGGAAGUAAAGAUGACCAAACAUCGGCCGAUGCUACUAUUGCUGCACAAGCGACUGGUGCUAUGUCAUGGGCAUUUAUCACCGCCAUGAAGAAGAACCCACAGCAGAGUUACGUCCAACUGUUGAAUAGUAUUAGAGAUGAGCUCGCUACCAAGUAUACCCAGAAGCCGCAACUUAGUUGCAGUCAUCCGUUGAGUAUGGUUCCCCCUUUGCUUUUAUAG